CCAUUUCCCAGCAGGAAAGAGGAAGGGGCUUUGUAGUCCUUCCAAGCCUCCCCCCCUUUUCUUCCUGUCAGGGGCCCAGCCUGGGGGGGCUCCCACUCGAGAAGCAAAGCAAAGAGGCUCCCUGUGGGCCUGUGGACACUCCUUUUCCAGGAUUUUCCCAAAAGGAAAUAACUUCAAAUACAGAAGUGAUUAAAUAUGGACCAGUAUCAUCUCAAUGAUGACAGCUCACUCCAUUCUGAAAUUCAGCUCCCUGAAUUUUCUGGGAACCAGACUUUGGACUGUAGCGAUACAUUCAGCCAUGAUCUUUGUCCAGAUAUGAGAGACAUGAUUUAUGCUGGACUGAACAAUCUGGAUGUGGAUCCCAGCCUUUCAACGACAAACAUAAACAGUGAUUCAUUGGAAGACAACCUGGACACCUUGUCUUUGUAUUCAGUAAGAGACUGUGACUCUGCUAAACUCCUUGAUGAUUGUGACACAGACUCACAACCGCUAUUGCAGGAAUUGGGGCUUUCCGCCCCUUCAGCACCGAAAGAAAUGGAGCCAGGAGGCAGAUCCGGUGCUGGCAGCGGAAAAAAAGGAAGACCCCAGCAGAACACGCUUCAAGCCGCUUUCUUGGACUGCAGCCUCUGUGGGAAGGUUUUCAGCAGCACCAGCUCCCUCAGCAAACACUACGUGACCCACAGCCAGGAACGGAAGCACGUCUGUAAGAUCUGCGGCAAAGCCUUUAAGAGACAGGAUCACUUGAGUGGCCACAUGCUGACUCACCAAAAGACAAAGCCCUUCAUUUGCAUAGAACAAGGUUGCAAUAAGAGCUACUCGGACCAUCGAUCGCUCCGCCGGCAUUACGAAAUGCAUCACGGCUUGCGGCUGUUGAAAGACGAAGAAGCCUGUGAGAGCACACCGCCUUCCCACGACUCGCUCACCCAGAUGGGACAGACCGGCUUGAGAGCCCCAGAAAACUUGGCUGCUCACCCAGACUCUCCAGGGCCCAACAAUUCCAUCCUGCCCAACCGAGACUUGCUGAGAUGUAUUGUCAGUAGCCUGGUGGGGCCAAAGCUGCCGUCCACCCCGUCGUCGUCUGUCGGACAGAGCGAAGCUGACCCCCGAGGACCCUUGCAACCUUGCAGCUCGGUCUACGGCCAGAUUUCGUGUCUUCCCACCAGCACCACAGCGGCCAGAGAAACCCCCGGCGAGAAAGCCAUGAAGGAGAUUUACCCUUGCCAAAAGAACGUGCCUUCUUCCAGCAUGUACACGAUCAUCAACACCGGGAAUUUGUCGAUACUGGGGCCCUCGGAAAGCCGUACAAAUUUCCCCGACCGGCCUCCCCAUUCGGAACGCGAGCUCCCUUUAGAAAGCAGCGCUUUGGAGUAUUGGUCCAACAGCGGCGUCCCUCGUUUCCCCUUACUCCGAGGCCAGAAGGUCCCCACCACCACUCAGCAGCCGAGCGGCAGCGUCCAGUGGGCCAGAAAUGCGCCCCCAGUUGGCACCAAAACCAAAGGACAUGGUCUCUACGUGGCUCAACAUGAGGCUUCUCAAGGGAUGGUGGGGCCACCCCACGCGUUUGACUUCACGAGACUCAGCUUCGAGUGUCCAGAUGCUAUACCGUUCCCCCCGGCCCCUUUAAAGACCCAAGAAGAAGCUUCUGGAGAGGCCAAACUCAGAUGCUUUGAAGAGACCUUUAGUCCAGUGGCCAGACUUUCGGACGUCCCAAAGCACAGCCUCCUUCAGAAGGGCGAGACCGUGCCACUCUUCCGGCCUCUCUUCGCGAAACCCCAGGAAUCGUCUCUCAACCAGGACCAGGUGCAAGUCCAGAGUCAUCUUUUCCAGAGGAUCACCAAAUCUCAACACAUUGUGUCCCACACCAAGGUGCUGGCUCCGUCGAAGCUGGCAGCUGCGGGGGUCGAACCGGGGGGAGCAAAAUCAGCUGCCCAUGGCUUUCAGCAGCAGAAAGAUUUGGGUCGCCCGGUGGCGCAGCCGAUGGGGAACGACGGGCCUCCUUCGACGCCGUUUCAAGCAGACUUUCCAUCUGAUCUCGAAAAGCUGCCUCCGCCGUCUUUUCCGUCGUCUGCCGCACCCUCUGGAACCCCGAGUGGCACUUCUCAUGCUAAGCACCCCCGGCCUUUGAAAAGAUGUCUAGAGUGUAAAGACUUUCCCAGCCCUAGUCAGUCAGCCUCGUACGAAAACACCCCGGGAAACCACACUUACGGGAAGCCAAGGCAGUUGGAAAAAGACUCUCCUUUGCCAAGAAAGAAAGAGAAGACCAAGGCUUGCCCUAAGGAGUUGGGCAGCAAGGGACAUUCUCGUAGCGGUAGACCCCGCCGGAAGGAAAAACCCAAGUUUGAUAUCGCGUCCAUGGCUUCUCCCAGUCAAGUCGCCAUGGCUUCCUUUUCUUUGCCCAGCACCUCAUUUGAUAGCGGGUCCAGAGCGAAGCCCAAGCUGACGAUUUUCAACAGAAUUCAGGGUGGAAAUAUCUACAGCUUUACGAAUGCGAUCAAAGAGGAAUGCUUUUCCCCUGGGUGUAGUAAGACUGAGGCAGAUCUUGGAGACAGGAAUGAGAAAGGGAACAGCUUUCGCUGUGCAACCUGCAAUCAGCUGUUUUAUACCGAAAGGGGCCUGAACAGUCAUAUGUGUUUCUAUGGUGAGCAGUGGCAGUCUCCGGCAGGGAAGGAAAAGCAGCAGGCCUACGAGGCAGAGCAGUUCCAGCCUCAGAAGUGGCCCUUCCGGGCAGCCACAGACCGAGCUGUCCAUCCCGAAAUGAACAGGUCUUCAGAAGAGGGACCCGUGGCCCCUAUAGUCAUGCCUGUCUCUGUGCCCAUAAUGGCUGCCCACCAACAGCAAGUGAACGAGAAGGAAAGCCAGGAUGAUAAAGAUCUUCAGGAAGGCAUGCCCCCCAAGAAGAAGAAGAAGAGGGCUCAUCCCAAAUCCCUGCUCAUCCCACCACCUGCUGGGAGUGAGAUUCAAUCUGGUCCCGGAGGAUGCUACCAGAGUAACCUGCGCUCACCUGUCUUCCUCAUGGACCAUUUUCUUCAAGGCUUAAUGCAGUUCUCUCCGUACACACCACCCCCAAUGCUCAGCCCCAUUCGGGAGGGCUCUGGCCUCUACUUCAACACUCUCUGCUCUGCUUCUACAAAUCCCACUCCUGCCUCCAUGUACGCCUCUGUUUUAGAUGGAAUGGAUGGAGCUCUUCUAUUCUCCCUAGUGAAAGAUACUACAAAAAUUAACAUAGAACCGCACAUUAACAUUGGGAGCCGGUUCCAGGCAGAGAUCCCUGAUCUCCAAGACAGAUCAAAUCUAGAGGACUACGAGCACCCAGCCUCACUAGUCUGGAAGCCCUGGGGGGACAUCGUCACCAACAAGGAAACCCAGAAAAGAGUGGCAGAUCUGCUAAAGCUGGCCUGCUCCAGCGCGAUGCCAGGCGGAGGAACCAAUUUAGAACUAGCCAUACAUUGUCUGCAUGAAGCCCAAGGAAACAUUUUGGAAGCGCUGGAGAUGAUGCUACUCCAAGGGCCACAGAAGCCUCCUGGCCAUCCUCUGGCUAACUACCAUUACUCAGGUUCACAUCUGUGGACUCCUGCUGAGAAGCAGUUGUUCAAGAAAGCCUUUGCCUUGCACAAGAAGGACUUCUACCUCAUACAGAAGAAGAUACAGACUAAGACUGUUUCUCAGUGUGUCGAAUACUACUAUAGUUGGAAAAAAAUAUUAAAAUUCGACUGCAACCGAGCGCCAGUGGGAGAAAAGAGAGCCAGGACUGAGCAGGAUGAGCUAGAAUUGGAUGAAGAAAAGAUUGUAUGCAGCCCCAAGAAGAGGCACUGCCACCUGCCUGAACAGGAGAAUAAGCUGAAUCAGGACUUACAAAAAGCAGCGCAGGGGGCCUUCAGCCCAACCAGCCCAGAGGACGUUCCAAGAUGA
This is a messenger RNA of Crotalus tigris (Tiger rattlesnake), 3909 nucleotides long. RefSeq names its product zinc finger protein 541 (gene ZNF541). The record is from RefSeq and is a predicted model, not a curated record. Gene Ontology annotation, molecular function: transcription corepressor activity. NCBI's taxonomy places the organism in Eukaryota, Metazoa, Chordata, Lepidosauria, Squamata, Viperidae. Gene Ontology annotation, biological process: negative regulation of DNA-templated transcription; regulation of transcription by RNA polymerase II. Gene Ontology annotation, cellular component: transcription regulator complex; histone deacetylase complex.